This is a messenger RNA of Lipotes vexillifer (Yangtze River dolphin), 1508 nucleotides long. RefSeq names its product monocyte to macrophage differentiation associated 2 (gene MMD2). The transcript has 7 exons. Bases 83 to 823 code for a protein of 246 amino acids. Gene Ontology annotation, molecular function: pore-forming activity. Gene Ontology annotation, cellular component: membrane. The record is from RefSeq and is a predicted model, not a curated record. Lineage: Eukaryota; Metazoa; Chordata; Mammalia; Artiodactyla; Lipotidae.
GCCGACCUGCUGCUCCGGCGCCGCGGCCUCUUCAAGCUGCCGCGGUCGGGGCCCCGGGCUGGAGGCUGAUGGAACCGCCGCGAUGUUCGCUCCGCGGCUCCUGGAUUUCCAGAAGACGAAAUACGCGAGGUUCAUGAACCACCGAGUCCCUGCCCACAGGAGGUACCAGCCCACGGAGUAUGAGCAUGCCGCCAACUGCGCCACCCAUGCUCUCUGGAUCAUUCCCAGCAUCCUCGGCAGCUCCAACCUCUACUUCCUGUCAGACGAUGACUGGGAGACCAUCUCUGCCUGGAUCUACGGCCUCGGCCUCUGUGGGCUCUUCGUGGUGUCCACCGUGUUCCACACGAUCUCCUGGAAAAAGAGCCACCUCAGGACCGUAGAGCAUUGUCUGCACAUGUCCGACCGCAUGGUCAUCUAUUUCUUCAUCGCGGCCUCCUAUGCGCCCUGGCUGAACCUUCGCGAGCUGGGCCCCUGGGCCUCGCACAUGCGAUGGCUGGUCUGGAUCAUGGCCUCUGUGGGCACCAUCUAUGUCGUCUUCUUCCAUGAGCGGUACAAGCUCGUGGAGCUGCUCUGCUACGUCGUCAUGGGCUUCUUCCCCGCCCUGGUCAUCCUUUCCAUGCCCAACACCGAGGGCAUCUGGGAGCUGGUGACCGGAGGGGUCUUCUACUGCUCGGGCAUGGUGUUCUUCAAGAGUGACGGGAGGAUCCCCUUUGCCCACGCCAUCUGGCAUCUCUUUGUGGCAUUUGGUGCUGGUACCCACUACUAUGCCAUCUGGAGGCACCUGUAUCUGCCCAGCACCCUGCAGGCCAAGGUGUCCAAAUGAGGUGGCUCAGCCUGCACAGGACAUUUAGGCUUUUGGAGCAGAGCAUCACAGGGAGUGUUUCUGUGAACUUGAGCCCAGAGCCCAGCGCCCAGGCCCCCCAUCUUCCCUCCUAUGGGUAGAGCUUUUAGAUGGGUCCAAGGUUACUUCUGGUGACAGCCAGACCACCCCUUGGGUCCUAGGUGAGAAAGAAAGCAUUUAGUCAUUUUUAUAGAGGAGAAAUUAACCCCGUAAUGUGUUUCUAUUCUAGACAAAUGUUUCCUAAUACAACAUCGUCAGAAAAGGGGGCAGACGUGGUCCUGGCCAAUUGAGGAAUGAUGGGCCAAUAUGAGCUUCCUAAGGUCCUGAGAAAUCUAUCAGGGAGUCUAGUGGGUUAGUUAUACCUGGGUGGCCAGGGCCUCCUUCUCUGCUAUUAAAGUCCUGGCUGGGGAAUUGUCCCCUGCUCAGGGAAAGUCACCCAGCUUGUAGAUCAGGGAUGGUGAAUAUCCACGACCGUGGCAGACAUCACCAAUCAACUGCAGCGUGGCGUGGUAUCAGGAUCCUUCCCAAGACUGCUCUGGGAAGCCGCUACCAAUCGACUUGGCACUCAUGAUGGCACCUCUUUGCCUUGCUUGCCCUGUGUGCUCUGCACUGGGGUCAUGCCCAGACCAGUUCAGUGUUUCCAUGUCAGGGAGCAGGCUUAUCCCCU